Sarcophilus harrisii (Tasmanian devil) is the source of this 1849-nucleotide messenger RNA. RefSeq names its product CYFIP related Rac1 interactor B (gene CYRIB). Bases 179 to 1153 code for a protein of 324 amino acids. Gene Ontology annotation, biological process: positive regulation of T cell activation; regulation of actin filament polymerization. Gene Ontology annotation, molecular function: small GTPase binding. The record is from RefSeq and is a predicted model, not a curated record. The transcript has 12 exons. NCBI's taxonomy places the organism in Eukaryota, Metazoa, Chordata, Mammalia, Dasyuromorphia, Dasyuridae.
UGGCAAAGAUCGUAGAGAGCUGCUAAGACCUGAGUUCGGGGUUGUUUCCCCUGCAAGAUCUGAUGACUUCAACAUCCAACACAGUCCCGAGAGUCCAGAUUCCUGUUCUCUUUUAGGUGUUAGUGGUUUUAUCAAGAAACAAAGAAUAUUGAACUCUGGAAUAUGCAGGUACCUUAACAUGGGGAAUCUUCUUAAAGUUUUGACAUGCACAGACCUUGAGCAGGGGCCAAAUUUUUUCCUUGAUUUUGAAAAUGCCCAGCCUACAGAAUCUGAAAAGGAAAUUUAUAAUCAGGUGAAUGUAGUAUUAAAAGAUGCAGAAGGCAUUCUGGAGGAUUUACAAUCGUACAGAGGAGCUGGCCAUGAGAUACGAGAGGCAAUACAACAUCCAGCUGAUGAGAAGUUGCAAGAGAAGGCAUGGGGUGCAGUUAUUCCACUAGUAGGCAAACUAAAGAAAUUUUAUGAGUUUUCUCAGAGGUUAGAGGCAGCAUUGAGAGGUCUUCUGGGAGCCUUGACAAGUACCCCAUAUUCUCCAACACAGCACCUAGAGCGAGAGCAGGCUCUUGCUAAACAGUUUGCAGAGAUUCUUCAUUUCACACUCCGAUUUGAUGAACUCAAGAUGACAAAUCCUGCUAUACAGAAUGAUUUCAGCUAUUACAGAAGAACACUGAGUCGUAUGAGGAUCAAUAAUGUUCCAGCAGAAGGAGAAAAUGAAGUAAAUAAUGAAUUGGCAAACCGCAUGUCUUUAUUUUAUGCUGAAGCAACCCCAAUGUUGAAAACCUUAAGCGAUGCCACAACGAAAUUUGUAUCAGAGAAUAAAAAUCUACCAAUAGAAAAUACCACAGAUUGUUUAAGCACCAUGGCUAGUGUAUGCAGAGUCAUGCUUGAAACACCGGAGUAUAGAAGCAGGUUUACAAAUGAGGAGACAGUGUCAUUCUGUCUGAGAGUAAUGGUGGGUGUCAUCAUACUCUAUGACCAUGUACAUCCAGUGGGAGCAUUUGCCAAAACAUCGAAAAUUGAUAUGAAAGGUUGUAUCAAAGUCCUAAAGGACCAGCCUCCUAAUAGUGUAGAAGGCCUUCUAAAUGCUCUCAGGUACACAACAAAACAUUUGAAUGAUGAGACUACCUCCAAGCAAAUAAAAUCCAUGCUGCAAUAACAGUUUCCUGGAAUUAGCACCUGCUGUAGAAAGAUGACAGUAUUCUGCAAUGACUGAGAUGCACAGUUUUUUAGUGAUUGCAAUUACUCUCUCAUUCAUUCUUGCUUUUUCUUUCUUUUUUCCUCUUCCCCCUUUUUAAAUCAUGUUCUUGUUUUUAAGACUUCUUUUCUGUGCCAAAAUGAAUAAAGAUAUAAACUUUGAAGGGAUGUUUUCCUUUCAACAUGGCCAUUUAAGGCAGCUAAUUAUGCAUUGCAUUUGGAUCUCUACUGAGAAAAAUUCUGUGACUUGAACUAAAUAUUUUUAAACGUGGAUUUUUUUGGGGAAACUAAUAUUUAAUAUUGCUUCUUCUGCAUGGCAAAACUGCCUAUUUCUGCUAUUUAAAAACCCUCAAUGACUUCAUUUUUCUAUUGCCGCUUUUUUCAUGUGCAACCAAGAUAAAGAUGUUUAAAUUAACUGUGUUGUACAAAAUGGUACCCAACACAAAAGGUUUUUUUUUUUUAAUUAGUAAAACUGGUUUGUUUAAAGUUUUACAUUUGCAUUUUGACUUUUUUUUUUGUAAGGAUGUAUGUUGUGUGUUUUAACCUUUAUUAACUAACGUUAAAACUGUGAUGUGUGCGUAGAAAAAAUACGUAUGCAUGUUCAUGUUUAAAGAAUGGCUGUUGAUGAUAAAAUAAAGAUCAGCUUUCAUUUUUCUAA